Messenger RNA from Giardia duodenalis, 627 nucleotides. Its product is annotated as Endothelin-converting enzyme 1. The transcript has a single exon. Gene Ontology annotation, molecular function: S-adenosylmethionine-dependent methyltransferase activity. The record is from RefSeq and is a predicted model, not a curated record. Lineage: Eukaryota; Fornicata; Diplomonadida; Hexamitidae. Bases 1 to 627 code for a protein of 208 amino acids.
AUGUUCUAUGAGCUGAAGUACUGGGACGAUUGGUAUGAAAGCCACACCGAACUCUUCGAUUGGUAUGUGCAACUUCCUAUCUUCUUUCCACACAUCCAGAAGUACUUCCACCCAGACAAGCAUAUCCUCGUCCUUGGAGCAGGAGUCUCCAGACUUCCCUAUCAGCUAUAUGAUCUUGGAUAUAAAAACAUCACAUGCAUUGACUUCUCAGCUGGAGCCAAAAGGAAUAUGGAAGGAGAGCUUCGAAGAAGGCCGGAGAUAGAAUAUCUCGUAAAGGAUGUGGCAGAACUUAAUAAGUCUCUGUUCAACAAGCUAUUUGACAUAGUGAUAGAUAAGGGUCUUCUGGACUGCCUGCUUACUAAUUCCUUUGAACCCCUGACUGCAAUGAAACAAGCUAUCGAGACAGUGUACCGGCUCAUGAAUCCGAAUUCAGUGUGGUUCACUCUUUCCUUUGACGGUCUUGAUCGCCAAGAAAUGCUAGAGUAUUGCACAUCCAAAACGUUUGUCGUCAGCAAACCAUACAAGGUUAUCCCCCCUGCACUAGAGAUAUCUCUUCAAACAAUGCCCACGUUUUACCUCUAUAAGUUAGAAUACAUGCCAGCAGUGUCAGGUACCAAUGAGGCCUAA